Messenger RNA from Saccharomycodes ludwigii, 2973 nucleotides. RefSeq names its product phosphatidylinositol 3-kinase VPS34 (gene VPS34). Gene Ontology annotation, molecular function: 1-phosphatidylinositol-3-kinase activity. NCBI's taxonomy places the organism in Eukaryota, Fungi, Ascomycota, Saccharomycetes, Saccharomycodales, Saccharomycodaceae. Gene Ontology annotation, cellular component: phosphatidylinositol 3-kinase complex, class III, type II; phosphatidylinositol 3-kinase complex, class III, type I; membrane. Bases 1 to 2973 code for a protein of 990 amino acids. The transcript has a single exon. The record is from RefSeq and is a predicted model, not a curated record. Gene Ontology annotation, biological process: phosphatidylinositol-3-phosphate biosynthetic process; endocytosis; autophagosome assembly.
AUGGACAAAGAAAGUGUUACGUUCUGUGUAUCAUCAGAACUUUCCAAUAUCCCAUUUAAAAUUCAGAUAGAUAGAUUAUUAGGUAAAAAAGAAUUAUUAAAAGCUUCAGCAAAGUUUGAGUGUCCAGAAAUAAGUAGACUUCCUUCAAAUAUUAAUGAAUGCAGUGAACUUUUUGUCACUGCUCAAAUAUACGAUUGUAAGACUGGCAGAAAAUUAACGUUACCUGUUUCAACUAGAUACACGCCCUUCAAAAAUCAUAGAAAGUGGUCUCAAUGGUUAGUUUUGCCUAUUUAUUUAUCUCAAUUGAACGCAGAAUGUAAAGUAUUACUAACUCUUUGGGAAUUUAACCCUGAAGGUGAGAAAGAGAUCUUUUAUCAGGUUGACACCAAUAUCUUUGAUGAUAAAACAAGAUCGUUGAAAAGGGGUUCAGAAUGUAUUAAAUUUAAUAUUCGUGCUCCAAUUGGCUCCCAUGAAAUAAUACCUAAUAAUUCACAGGAAUUACUAGAUAAAUAUAUUUUAGGUGAAAUUAAGUCGGACCCUUGGCUAGAUCCAACUUCCAUUGAAGUUUUAAGACACAAAGCUCUCAAUAUAUCCAUAGAUGACAAAAUAAGUAAAAUUGAUGAUGUUAAAGACACCUUUGUAUUAUUUAUCCGUUUCCCUUUGUAUGAGGUUCCGGUUGUAGAACAACGGUCAUCUUUGGACUUACCUGGAAAUAUUUCUACCGUCGAAUCAUUCAAACCGAAUAGCUCAGAUUUAACCAGCGCUACUGUUAAGAAUAACCAUACUUAUAGUAACAAUAAUAUUUUUAGUGAUAACAGUAUCACCACUAUCACCAAUGCUACUAUUAAUAAUACCCCUACUGGUGAUAUUACUGAUAGCAAUGAUGAUAGCAAUAAUGAUGAUAGCAACAACAAUAAUAAUGUUGAUACUGACGAUGAUACCAAUACGAAUAGCAAUCAAGAUAAUAAUAUUAAUAUUAACAACAGCACUAAUAAUACAAGUUUUAAUAACAAUCAAGAAUUCGUGGUUUUGUCUAAUAGACGAAACACGGUGAAAUUUUAUGACCCUGAACAAUUUAAUACCGAUCCAAUUGAAGAAAAAUUUCGGAGGUUAGAAAGGUCGUUGAGUAGAAAGGGACAAAUAGACACAAUUAUAAAGCCAGACGCAAAAAGAAGAGAGCUAUUAAAUAAAAUUAUCAAUUAUCCACCUUGUACUCAGUUAACUUCUUAUGAAAAAGCAUUGAUUUGGAAAUACAGGUAUUAUUGUUUGUCUUUUAAAAAAGCGCUACCAAAAUUUUUACAAAGUUGCUCAUUAACAGAUGAGGCGGAACAAAAGGAAGUUGUUAAUUUAAUGAAUAGAUGGACAGAGAUUGAUAUUGCUGAUGCUAUAGAGCUAUUAAGCCCAUCCUAUAAUAGUUCCUUUGUUAAAGAAUAUGCUGUUAGAUGUUUAAGAAAAGCUACAGAUGAAGAAUUAGAACUAUACCUUUUACAAUUGGUACAAGCAUUAAAGUUUGAAGGUCAACAACAAGGACAAGAGGAGGAACGUAAAAGCUCUGCUACCACUUCGCAUAAGAUUUCACAGGCAAUGGUUGACCCCUUAGCUUCUAGAUACUCCAUGAGUGUAAUGACCACUGGGGAUGACAAUAAUUCCGAUUUAGUUGUUGCUGAGGAUCCUAACGACUUCGGAGUUGUAUUAAAUAGCGAUGAUGCUGAUAAUAAGCCAAAUGACCGAUUAUCCCAUUUAGCACACUUCUUAAUACAAAGAAAUUCCAAAAAUUUUAGAUUAUCGAGCCAAUUUUAUUGGUAUUUGGUUACCGAAUCUACUGAUAGUUUCCACUUACAAUCUAUAUUGACCUAUUUUUUAAAUAAACUACCACAAGAUUAUAGGGAUAAAAUAUCCAUACAAUCCGAAUUUGUUAACAUAUUACGUGGGUUUUGUAUUCAUAUUAAGAAUUUAAGAGAUACUACGCAAAAGAAAACAGAAUUAUUGCACAAUUUGGUUAGUUCCAAGUUGAGGGGAUUUUUGAAACAUAAAAAAGUGGUCCUUCCAUUAGACCCAUCAAUAACAGCGGUUGAUGUUGUAGUGGAUAAGUGUAAAGUAUUUAAAAGUUCUUUGUCUCCAUUAAAAAUCACGUUUAAAACAAAGCCGGACAAUAAUAUUAUUAACCAGACGUAUUCUUUAAUGUUCAAAGUAGGUGAUGAUUUAAGACAAGAUCAGUUGGUUGUGCAAAUUAUUACACUGAUGGAUGUGCUAUUAAAAAGUGAAAACGUUGAUUUAAAAUUAACACCGUAUAAAAUUGUUACUACUGGACCAGACGAAGGCGCUAUCCAAUUUAUACCCAAUGAUACAAUUACAGAUAUAUUAAAUAAAUAUCAUGGCAUCUUACCUUUUUUGGCCGACCAUAACUCUAAUUACGAUAAAAAUAAACACGGAGACCAGGUUAAUGCAAUAGAACACCUGAAUCCGGAGGUAAUGGACAAUUUUGUUAAAUCAUGUGCAGGUUAUUGUGUCAUUACUUAUAUUUUGGGAGUAGGUGAUAGACAUUUGGAUAAUUUAUUGAUACAGCCAGAUGGUAGAUUCUUCCACGCCGAUUUUGGCUAUAUUUUAGGAAGGGAUCCUAAACCAUUUCCUCCAUUAAUGAAAUUGCCCCCUCAAAUAAUUGAAGCCUUUGGUGGAAUUGAUAGUGCUAACUAUGAUAAAUUUAGGAGCUAUUGUUUUGUAGCCUAUACGAUUUUACGUAGGAAUUCUGGCUUAAUUUUAAAUUUGUUUGAAUUGAUGAAAAAUUCGGAAAUUCCUGACAUAAAGCUAGAUCCAGAGAGUGCAUUGAACCAAGUUAAAGAAAAGUUCCGUUUAGACAUUUCUGAAGAGGAAGCAAUUUUACAUUUCCAGAAUUUAAUUAAUGUGAGUGUCAAUGCACUACUUCCUUUAGUUAUAGAUCAUUUACAUAACCUAGCACAAUAUUGGCGUGCAUGA